AUGUGCUUUAAUCCCAUUCUGGGUGGGGCUUUGGGGGUGUGCUCAGGUGAGCGGGAUCAGCUGCGCCAGCGCCUGCACGAGGCCGAGGCCGCCCAGGAGCGGCUGCGGGAGGAGCAGGAGCAGCAGCGGGGGCAGCUCGAGGCAGAGCUGGGGCAGCUGCGGGCGGCGCUGGGGGAGGAGCAGCGACAGCGGGAGCUGCACGAGGCCGAGGGACGCGCCCUGAGACAGGAGCUGAAGGACGUGCGGGACGGGCAGCGCAUCCUGGAGAAGAAAGGCAGCGCCGCCCUGAAGGACCUGAGGAGGCAGCUGCAGCUGGAGCGGCGCCGGGGGGAGCGGCUGCAGGAGAGGCUGCAGGAGCUGCUGGUGCCCAGCAGGACCCGCUCGGGGCUGGAGGAGCUGGGUUUGGACGGGGGCUCCCCGGGGCGGGGCCCGGGCGGUGACAGCAGCUCCGUGUCCUCGCUGGGCCGCGAUGGCUCCGCCCCCGGCAGCACCAAGUCGGGCUCGGGCAGCCCCGGGGGCGGCAGCGCCGGGGGGGUCCCGGGCGGGGGGGGCCUGUCCCCGGCAGAGGUGGCCGAGCUGUUCCAGCGGCUGGCGCAGAGCCAGCAGGAGCGCUGGCUGCUGGAGGAAAAGGUGAGGCACCUGGAGGUGUCGAGCGCGUCCAUGGCGGAGGAUCUGUGCAGGAAGAGCGCCAUCAUCCAGAGCUUCGUGCGCGACAGCCGCACAGAGGCCGCGGGUCCCGCGGGGCCCCCCCGGCGCGGGGCGGGGGCGGGGCCAGGUGAGGAGGGGCUGCGGGAGAUGAACAAGAAGCUGCAGAACCUUCUGGAAGAGCAGCUGACCAAGAACCUGCACCUGGCACAGGACCUGGAGUCGCUGUCCCAGGAGCUGGCGCAGCUCAGGAAGGAACAAGCGGCCCCCCCGGGACCCCCGUGAGGGGCGGGGCCUCUCCUUGUGGGCGGGGCCUGUCCCCCCGCAGGCUCCGCCCCCCGGCCGGGGCGCUGCUGCGUUGCCCCUUUAAGGAAGCGUUGGGCCUCCCUGGCAUUGCCCCUUUAAGGCGGAACACUUCCGUGGCAUUGCCCCUUUAAGGGGGGGGGGGGGGUUCUUCUGGAGGGCGUUGCCCCUUUAAGACCGGGGGCGGUCCCCGCCGCGGCAUUGCCCCUUUAAGGAGGAGGUGGUCCCCACUCCGGCGUUGCCCGUUUAAGGGGGUCCCGCAUGCGCCCCCCUCUUUUCCCCCCACCCCAAUA
Messenger RNA from Pseudopodoces humilis (Tibetan ground-tit), 1241 nucleotides. The record is from RefSeq and is a predicted model, not a curated record. Lineage: Eukaryota; Metazoa; Chordata; Aves; Passeriformes; Paridae.